Molecule: messenger RNA, 3279 nt
Organism: Argiope bruennichi
Lineage: Eukaryota; Metazoa; Arthropoda; Arachnida; Araneae; Araneidae
Product: sulfotransferase 1E1-like
Exons: 6
Coding region: 340-1239 (299 amino acids)
Biological process (GO): sulfation
Cellular component (GO): cytoplasm
Molecular function (GO): sulfotransferase activity
Source: RefSeq, a predicted model, not a curated record
AACAAGAGAAACGAAAACAACAUACAAAAAGCAUAAUCAUUCUGUGUGGCGGCGAUUGCUCGAUUCGAUGUAAAGUUAAAAAUUUUGAUGCAUAUUCUAAAAAAAUAUCAGGUGAAUGGAUCCAUAAUUAUUGAAUAAAGUUAUUUAUUGCCGAAAAUAAUUUACGAAACGGUUUUCUAAUUCAGGUCAAUUCCCCUGAUUACCCUACUUAACGUAUGUUACGUGAUAAACCAGAAACUGGUUCAUUGAUUAUUUUACCAGUUAUUUUAAAAUUCAACGGGUAAACGCAUAGGUAUUUUUCCGACUUGACUGCUUUAAAGAGUUAAAAUAUUUUUUAAAAUGACUGCAAAAUUCCAGUUUUCAACUUUACCCAAGGAUGAAAAGUUGGCAGAAUCUUUUGAUGUAUAUUUGUGUAAUGAAUUUUCUCUUCCGUCCUUUGCAAUUAAGUUUAUAAAAGAAGAAUACAGCACUUAUGAAGCGAGAAGCGAUGAUAUUUAUGUUGUAUCCUAUCCAAAAACAGGUACAACUUGGCUUCAAGAAAUUGUUUAUCUCAUUCACAGUAAUGUGGAUAUCAACUCGGCUCGCAAUUUAAGUCUAGACAAAAGAUUCCCUUAUAUUGAACAUUCAAAAACUAAUUUCAAUGAAGUGAAAAACAUGAAUUCACCAAGGCUUCUUAAAACUCAUUUGCCUUAUUCUUGCCUUCCUGAAGAUAUUUUACAGAAGCAAUGCAAAAUGAUCUAUAUUACAAGAAAUCCUAGAGAUGUUGCAGUUUCAUAUUACCAUUUUGCUUGUAUGCUCAAAGAAACCCAAUACAAGGGAAAUUUUGAACAAUUUUUCCAGCGUUUUCUCUUGGAUCGAACUACUUACAGUCCUUUCCUGUUGCAUAAUUUGGAAUUUUGGAAUCACAGAAAUGACAAAAAUGUUUUAUUUUUAUUCUAUGAAGAUUUGAAAAGGGAUAUUACCAGCAAUCUUAAGAAGAUAGCUGAAUUCUUGGAUCGUAAUUUAAGUGAUGAGGAACUAAAUUCAAUCAAAAAACACACUGAAUUCAAAAGUAUGGCAAAACAAGAAAGUGUUGUAUUACCUGAAGAUGCAACUGUUGGUAGCAAGGGAUCUUUCUUUCGUAAAGGGCAAACUGGUGAUUGGAAGAAUUAUUUCACUCCCGACAUGAUCCAAAAGUUGGAUAUAAAGAUUAAUGAAAUGUUGAAAGAUACUGGUUUGCAAUAUACAUAUGAACUCUAAAUAUUUAUGCAUAAUUGAUAUUAUUAUUUUAAUAAGAAACAUAUACUAUUUUGAAAUGCUUUUAAUUUGAUUGAUUGUUGUACAGUGAUUCAAAAAAAAAAAAUAUGAACAGUUAUGAAGUAAAUAAAAAUCUUUAUAAAUUUAUGAAUAUGAGCACCCUUAAAUAAAGCACACAUUGCAUGUGAGGUUGGAUAGAUUUGUAGUUCUCAUGCACAAAAAAAUAUGAAACCACUUCCUCUCGCACUGCAAUGUUUAAUUUUGAUAAUUUGAUUGAAAAUAGAAUACAGCAUCCUUGUAAAUGUUUAAGAAAUUAAGGGAGCCAGAUCACAUCUCCUACUUCUUAACAUCAUAUUUUAAACAUGCCUUCAAUGUAGAUAAGUACAUUCUGAUAUUGAGAAAACCGUUAAUCUCCAGAAAUUACCACAGAUAUUAUCUUCCAUUAUGGAAUAAUAAGUGGGCCAAAAUAUCCUGCCUCACACAUAUAGGCAGCCACCUAAAUUGUUUUGCACUCAGCAAAAGGCAUUCAGGGAUAAAAGCUUCUCUGAUUUUAACCAGAUAUAAGUACACCCAUUUUUCUGAAUUUAGUUGAAUAUUGAUUUGUUGUACCAAAUGACUUGCUGCUAUUUGCAUGAGGUUAGCCUUAGUGAACUAUGUAUUAUUGACAUUACAGGAUGCUUUCAAAGAUUUACAAGUUGCCACUUUGCUAUGGAUUUUUGAUUAUCUUUUGACAGCUGAGGAUAUUCCUAGAUGUGACUGAUAGUUAAAAUUGUAACUAAUAUCAAUUUUGCUUGCCUUUAUAUGUUUUGAGUUUUCUCUGUGCAUCAGUUUUCUUUGUUUUUUAUUCUCUAUUGUCUUUAAAUAUGUUAUCUUAUCAUUUUUUUGUGUGCACUGUCUUAAAGGCUGGUGCUCUGCUCUUUUCAUACAUCAUACAGUUUGUUGUUUCUAUUUCCUAAGAUUUUAGCUCAGUUUGCUCUGACAAUCAUGUUUCAUUGGAUGUUAGUUAAAUAUGAUACUGCAGUUCUUCAAAUAUACUGAGUGCAUACUGUGUCUUUGACAACUAUUGAGAUACUGAUACCUUCCUUUUCAUAACCACUGGGUAACAGAUUUCGAGACCAUGCCGAGCGAUUGCAUUACCCUUAUGGAAAGAUGUUAUUUUACUUAAAUAUUCAUAUAAUUUUAUACUCUAUUUCUAUUUAGCAUAUAGAUUUAUAUUCUUUUUUUUAUUUGUACAGAGAUAAAAUAUAUACCUUUGUGCAUUCUGGUAUUUAUUAAUAUUCAAGAAAUAUAUUUUAUAUGUAAUAUUUAUUAUUAAUCAAAAAUUAUACAGUCAAUAAAAAUGUGAUUCAAAUAGUCUUCAAAUUAUUAAUUUCAUUGAAUAAUUUUUUGUUGAAGUUAACAAAAAUUGUAUCAAAACAUUUCUAAUGGAAAGAAGGUAAAUUUAUAUAAAUAUUGUUAUGAUAUAAAUUCCACAAAAUUUUGCUUGUUUAUGAAUUUUGUUUCUGCAAUCAGAAACUUAAAUUAUUACAACAAGUUUUCAAAAGAGAAACCCAGUAGGUUCAGAACAAUACAUGUAAUAUAUAUUGAGAUAAUAUUUUGAAAAUUAAUGCCAACUUAUCAUAUUACAACUAGAAUAUUUUUUAAUUAAAAUUUUAGCUUUAAGUUACCAACAACCUAGCUGAGCUGCUGCACUGAUGCUUAUUUUUUUACCUUGCUAAUCGCAUUCAAAAGUAUAUUCGUUCUUCAAAUAUACUGAGUGCAUACUGUGCCUUUGACAACUAUUGAGAUACUGAUACCUUCCUUUUCAUAACCACUGGGUAACAGAUUUCGAGACCAUGCAGAGCGAUUGCAUUACCCUUAUGGAAAGAUGUUAUUUUACUUAAAUAUUCAUAUAAUUUUAUACUCUAUUUCUAUUUAGCAUAUAGAUUUAUAUUCUUUUUUAUUUGUACAGAGAUAAAAUAUAUACCUUUGUGCAUUCUGGUAUUUAUUAAUAUUCAAGAAAUAUAUUUUAUAUGUAAUAUUUAUUAUUAAUCAAAAAUUAUA